Messenger RNA from Hyaloscypha bicolor E, 339 nucleotides. RefSeq lists its product as uncharacterized. Bases 1 to 339 code for a protein of 112 amino acids. Lineage: Eukaryota; Fungi; Ascomycota; Leotiomycetes; Helotiales; Hyaloscyphaceae. The transcript has a single exon. The record is from RefSeq and is a predicted model, not a curated record.
AUGAAUUCCUACGUCUCACUCCAUCUCCUCCGUACCACGCUCGAAAAUCUCCGUAGUGAAAUCAACUCCAAGUCUUCCGAGCAAGGUAAGGAAUACGCACGCGAGCUUGUAAUUAACGAGCAGGCCAUUGCAGCGCUUCAAAAAGAAUUCCGCGCCACAGACAAGGAGACAGAUGCCCGGAUCAGGGAACUGAAUAAAACGCUGAAGUUGGUCAUUGAUGCAAGUGAUAGGAGACGGGAGAAUAUUGAGAAGUUGGAGAGGGAGGUGGAUAGGCUGGUUCGUAUGGAUAGAGAGAAGGAGAAUAGGAUUAGGGAGUUGGAGAGAAGGUCGAGGUAUUGA